This is a messenger RNA of Anopheles darlingi, 1064 nucleotides long. RefSeq names its product protein CDV3 homolog. Gene Ontology annotation, cellular component: cytoplasm. Bases 113 to 790 code for a protein of 225 amino acids. The transcript is spliced from 3 exons. NCBI's taxonomy places the organism in Eukaryota, Metazoa, Arthropoda, Insecta, Diptera, Culicidae. The record is from RefSeq and is a predicted model, not a curated record.
UAUUUAAGACACCUUGGAGCCCACGAGGAAAUUCACAGAUUGCGUGCGUGCGAAAUUUUUGGAAUUUCUGAAAGUCCCGACCGAGCGAGCGUGCGUGCGUGCAGAGUUUACGAUGGCCGAUCUGGAUGAUUUCUUUGCCAAAAAGGACAAAAAGAAGGGCAAGGCAAAGAAGUUCGUCACCGCCGAGGAAAUCGCCAAGCAACUAGAUGACACGUCGAAGAAAGCGGUGGAGAGCAAAAUGAAAAAGACGGAACCGGCGGACAACAAGCUGGCUCCGGAUGAGCAGGCCGAAGACGAGUGGAAGGUGUUCGAGGAACAGAAGAAGGAUUACAGUGGACUCAAACUCGCACAGCUAACGAUAGACGAGGAUGGAAAUCCUAGCAACGAUCACGACCAGGGUGAUGGCAACGAUGGGAAUUCGGAUGGCGAGGGAGGUGAAGGUGGCGAACGUGAUCCUGGCAAGCCGUGGAACAAAUUAGACGCAACGGCUGCCAGUCGCGCCAAAAUUCCUUCUGCAGACGAACCAGCAGCCCCUACUAGUAACGUUUACAUUAGUCCAGCCCUUAAAAGCCUCCGAGCUAAACAGAAGAAAGGUGCUCCGGAUUUGAAGAGUGAGGAGUACUUCCCAACUCUCGGCAUGGAAAAGGUGGAGACGCCAAAGUCGCAGAAGAAGGAUCCUACAUUCGAGGACGUCAAACACGGUGGACGGGUAAAAACGGUCGAACAAUCAUCCUCGGGGCAGGUCAGUAUCGGUAAUCGAUACACUUCGCUCAGCAACAACGCAAGCUAGAACCGUGUAGCCGUAACCGUGACCGAGCUUGACGACUUGGUUUGAUGGGCCUCAUUUAUACCCCGUACAACCCAUCCCUCAACUCUGCCCAUGCCAACCGUAGCUUUCGUUUUGUUACUUUCAACCGCCGUUCUCUUCGUAUCCUCUGGCUGAUCAUUUGAUCAAUUUGGAUUUGGGCCGCAGAUUAGAUUUCCCCUCUUCAAUCAACGUAUGCUGCCGAGGGGUUCAUGCUCCCGGGGUUUAUUUGUUUUCACUAAGCGUCUACUGCCGUUGA